CUCAGGAACACUAUCUUCUCGUCACAAUCAUGUUCUUAAUGUCUACUCUCCUCCUAUUACUCCUUCCCACCUCACUCUUCGCCAAAACUGUACCUCGAGCCGACGAUACCAAGGCCCUUACCAAGCCUACUGUAUGCCUUCCGCACGACGGCUUCGGUAGCGCAACGGUCGCUUUCAGCAAUCCGCAUGGGAAAAACAUGUUCGGCUACGCCAUUGUCACCAAACACACAACAUACUACCCCCAAAUCCUCAAAAACGCUUUGGCAAUCAAGGGCUUCAAACUUUCCGAAGUGGGCAACGAUCAAUUAUGCGGUUGGACAAAAGCUGCAGCCGUGUAUAGCACACUAGGACUGGACUUCCACAACCACCGUGGCGACAUCUACUGGAAACACAGCGACUUCUACUCGAUUGGCGACCUAAGCGAUUCUGUCGGUCUUUCAGAUAGGGCCGCAAGCCAAGCAGCCCGUAUCCCACCCUCAAUAGAGCAAACAAUUCACGAUGUCAGCAACAUACUCCUGGAAAACCAACCCGCCGGCGACGUCUACAUGUUCAGCACCAUCAUCCUCGCCUGGACCACGAGUCUAUUCGGCUAUAUUCUCUUCAUGUUGCUGCUCAUGGCCUGCAUCAAAAAAGCUGAUCGAACCACGAACAAGUCGAAGGAUAACGAGGUUGACGAGGGCAUCGAGCUCGAAACGAUCAAAGUACCCGAUACAGAUAGCCUGGCAGGAGCCCACUCCAAGGCAGGGCCAUUCGAGGACGUCAAAUGGGAGUACCCGAGCCCUCAACGUUCCACCGAUACGAAGCGAUCCGAGCCGCUUCCUAUGUACUCGCCCUGGGGACUGGGUCAUGCAGUGGCUUGAGGCACGGUCAGGACAAGGCUCUGCUUGAGUAUGCUGUUGAGUCGCAUCGUGGUUUUUGGUUUCUCGUGCCCAAUUCCCUGUAUCAUUGCGUUUACUUUGCCCGGUUUUACGUUUCAUUUGCAUAGCUCCAAGUCAAGGUCUGUUUUGUGUUGG
This is a messenger RNA of Alternaria rosae, 1013 nucleotides long. RefSeq lists its product as uncharacterized. Lineage: Eukaryota; Fungi; Ascomycota; Dothideomycetes; Pleosporales; Pleosporaceae. The transcript has a single exon. The coding region runs from base 30 to 860 and encodes 276 amino acids. The record is from RefSeq and is a predicted model, not a curated record.